Messenger RNA from Nestor notabilis (Kea), 2250 nucleotides. Its product is annotated as centrosome-associated protein CEP250-like. The record is from RefSeq and is a predicted model, not a curated record. The transcript has 5 exons. The annotation marks the transcript as partial. NCBI's taxonomy places the organism in Eukaryota, Metazoa, Chordata, Aves, Psittaciformes, Psittacidae.
GUUUACCACCAGCAAGAGCCGGCCAGGCUUGAUCUGGAUCAGCUGCUCCAAGAGUCCUCUGGCCAAGUGCACACGCGGGUCAAGGCGUCCAAUGAGGAGUUGCUGGUGCACAAGGUGGCUGUCCUAGAGGUGCAGCUGGCAGCCUUGGUGCAGGACAGACAAGGCCUUUCAUUGCAGCUGACACGGGCCAGGUCAGUGAACGAGAUCUUGGAAUACAGCCUGUCUGAGGCUCAGAGGCGCAUACCGCAGUUGGAGAUCACCAGGAGGCAGCUGGAAAUCCAACUUCAAACAGUCACGCAGGCCAACGAAGUGAUACAAGGGGAAGUGAAGUUCCUUAAAUGGAAGCUGGAAGAAGAGAGAUAUCUCAUGCAGGAGGAACGGAAAAACAUGGCACAGCAGCUCCUGCAGACAGAGCAGCAGUAUAACAAGACUCUCAAACUUCGGGAAACUGAUCAUGAAGUGGAAAGAAACAAGCUCCUGCAAAACCUGCAUGAACAAGACAGACUGCAAGCAGCGAAGGCAAAAGCUUUGCAGGAGACUCUCACUUACAUGACCACCAUCCUGUCAGAGAGGGAGGGAGAAAUGUGGUACCAGGAACAGACGAGAAUGCUGAAGAAGCAGAAAGAAAUGCAUGAAACUACUCCCAACCAGGUUAUUACCAACAUAACAGAUCAAAACCUUGAGUCACUACAAAAGCAAAACCAGGAAGCUGGAGAAGACAUGGAAAUGCUGUUAAAGACUGUCUGUGAGCAAGUGGAGCAGACCUUAGAAACCUUAAAAGAAAAGGACAGGCUCCUAGCCAUCCAAAAGCAACAAACAAGGAGCUAUGAGGAAAAAACAGAAGAACAGAUGAAUGUCUUGCGCAAAGACUUAGAGUACACUAAGGCAAUACUGAAAGAAAAGGAUUUCAUGAUUGAAUCUCAGAAGGAAGUGAUUGAGAACUUCCAAAACCAAGAACAAGACUCUGAACAGCAGAAGAAAAUUCUGCACCAACUUGAAGUGGCACUAAAAGAAAGAGAUCAAGAAAUUGUAUCCCUUAGAAAGCAAUGCGAGGCAUGCAGGGAAAAGGAGAAAAAGCAUGAAGCUGAUCAAAUGGAUCUUCAAGCAACAAAACAGACUCUGAAAGAGAGAGAAGAAAAGAUAAGGACGCUGGAGGAGGCUGUCUCUAAGCUCCAACAGCAAAAGGAGGAGGCAGCAGUGGUGACUGAAGCCAUACAGCAAAAACUAGAAUACAUAGAGUCUUCUCUAGGUGCCCGAGAUAAAGAGACAAUGUCUUUAAAAGGGCAUGUCCAGGACCUUCAAAAGCAGAAGGAAUCAGCAGGCAAACAGGCCAUGACUCUAGAGCAGGAUCUUGAGAAAAUGAGACAAAGAUGGAAUUUGGACUUCCUCAAGAAGACAGAGAAAAUUAAUAUGCUACGACUGCAUGCUGAAAGAAUGAAAGGAGCACUAACAUCAUGGCAGGAGCAAGUGGAUCCGCUUGAGGAAGUGGUGAAGAACAGAGAUGAAGACCAUGAAACUCUUAAGCAGAAACUCCAGCACCAUGAAGAACUGAGGACCUUGCAGGAACCUCAGACCAAGGCUGAAGGGGAACACAGAGAGUUAGAAGAGGAAGUAAGAGCUUUUCGGGAAGAUCUGCAUGUUCAGCAGACUCUGACAAGGAAGGAUGGAGAGAUGAAGUACCAGCAAGAUGGAGUCCAGUAUUUAGGGGUGACUCUGGCAGGGGUAGAACAACAGCUUAGGAGGCAGAGUGAGAUCCUGAAACACUUACUGGCUUUUCAGUGGAAAGGUGAAGGGGAGACUCUGAAGAAACCAAUCCAGAAACUCCAAAAAUGUGAGAAAGAGGAAGCAGAAGCAGAGAAGAGGAGAGUUCUCUGGGAGAGAGACCGUUCCUUGCAAAUGCAGAAGGAGCUAAUGGAACAACUACAGGAUGAGAGGAAAGCAAAGGGGAAAGAAUUGGAGCAUCUGACUUCUCUUUUGAAGCACACUGAAGGCAGAGAACUCAAAUGGAAAGAGAAGGCACAAGCCCUGACUCAUGUCCUUACCAAGAGUGAAAUGACCAACAGGAUUCUGAGGGAAGAAAUAGCCACCCUACAGAGUGCUGUUUCAGACAGGGACACAGACAGGUUUCAUCUCCAGGUGGAACAUGAACGGAGGAAACUGAUGAGGUUCCACUGUGAUCAGUCACUGCUAGGUUCAAGUGGAUCUUCCUUCUCCAAGUCUCACUGGCACAAGCUGCCUGCUUCUAGACAG